AUGUUAUUCAUUUGUGAUGUUACAGGUGCAAGGCUGUCCUCCUCUUCUUCAGAUUCUGCGCAGUCGAUCGUCGCGCGACUUUUCUCUUCCAUAUGGAAGUCGUCGUCGACGACGUCGUCAAAGCGGGAUGCUAAGUUGGAUGAAAUUCGACAGCCACAAAGACAAAAGACAACAAGAGAAAGCCAAAAUCGUCAAAAAUUUAAUGAUUUGAAUGAAGCAAGAAGUUCUUCAACUCCAGAAGAUCAGGCUAUGCAUGCUCAAAUUCAAAUUGUUGAACGUUUUGUAAUAGCAACGGCUCAGAAAGGACCAUUAGGUUUAGCAGAAGAAUACAGAAAUAUUCCAGCUUUUCCGGAUCCAACAGCAAAAUUUACAGCUUUCACAGCGAAUAUGAGAAAGAACAGAUACUCAGAUGUUCAUUGUAUUGAUUCCACACGGGUUGUCUUAAAAAUUGAUAGUGAGCGUUCGGGUGAUUACAUUCAUGCGAAUUAUGUUCAAAAUGAAUUGUUGAAUCGAAAAUUUAUUUGUACACAGGGUCCAUUACAAGAUACUACAUACGAUUUCUGGCGUAUGGUGUACCAAGAGAAGAUUAACAGUAUUGUUAUGCUAUGCAGCCCUAAUGAAGAAGGUAGAACGAAGUGUGAUGAGUAUUGGCCGGAAGGAAAAGGAAAUAAGAAUGAGUAUAGUAGCCUAAUUGUGGAAAAUGUUGGACAAGAUGAUGAUGACUUCAAGACAACACAGCUGAUCAUAUCUCCAAAUCCAGCAUUCGAUUGGUCAAAAGAGGACAAAGCUAAGACGAAACAUCAGUUUGUUCACUUAUACCGAUGGUCCAGAUGGCCUGAUAGAGGGAUUCCCGAUAAAGAAUCUGUUAUGAUUCCUUUACGACUAUUGGAUUUAAUUAAAAGUGGGCCGUCAGUUAUACAUUGCUCGGCUGGCAUUGGACGAACUGGCAGUCUGAUGGUUAUUGAAAUUGCCUUAAAAACAAUCAUGUCUGGACAGGAAUUGAAUAUUCGACAGAUAACAGAAGAUUUGAGAAAGUCCAGAUGUCAAUGUGUUCAGAAUGAAAUGCAGUAUCUGUAUGUUCAUCGAAUACUCAUCGAGUAUGCUAUACAGUAUAUGAAUACGGAAAAAACGAAAAAAGGAAAAGAAGCCUGUUUCCGAUUUCUGGAAGAUUAUAAUUCUCGUUUAGGCAAAAAGUAA
Messenger RNA from Auanema sp. JU1783, 1197 nucleotides. Lineage: Eukaryota; Metazoa; Nematoda; Chromadorea; Rhabditida; Rhabditidae. The record is from the annotation of a GenBank genome assembly.